AUGUAUAGAGCCGUAGUUGCAGUUCUUCUUGUAACGGUGGUCAUGAGCCUUCAGCAGGCGGCUUCCGGGGAAACCCUGAAGCGCUUCGAACGGGAGUUGGUGUCCGAGUUGGCGGCGCAGAUCCUGCGCGUGGCUCAGGGACCCUCGGCCUUCGUCGCGGGCCCUCACAAGCGCAACUCGGAGCUGAUCAACUCCCUCCUGGGGAUCCCCAAGGUCAUGACCGACGCCGGAAGGAGAUAGACAAUGAGGGAAAUCUACGUGCUACAGAAAGGAUUAUGGACAUCAAAAAUAUUUCCCAGAACACUUUCAUCUCUUUAACUUGAUAAGAAAAUAAAAGUUGCAACACCAAUUGGUUAUAUUUAUUUUAUGAGAAACUAAAUAAAAUGCUUAAUUAAAA
Messenger RNA from Penaeus chinensis, 397 nucleotides. RefSeq names its product pigment-dispersing hormone type 1-like. The record is from RefSeq and is a predicted model, not a curated record. NCBI's taxonomy places the organism in Eukaryota, Metazoa, Arthropoda, Malacostraca, Decapoda, Penaeidae. Bases 1 to 240 code for a protein of 79 amino acids. The transcript has 3 exons. Gene Ontology annotation, cellular component: extracellular region. Gene Ontology annotation, biological process: response to light stimulus. Gene Ontology annotation, molecular function: hormone activity.